This is a messenger RNA of Meloidogyne enterolobii, 813 nucleotides long. Lineage: Eukaryota; Metazoa; Nematoda; Chromadorea; Rhabditida; Meloidogynidae. The record is from the annotation of a GenBank genome assembly.
AUGGAAUAUUUACAAAAAUAUACAAAAAAUAAAAUUUUUACUCAAAAAAUUCCACAAUUCUUUAAUAAUUUAUUUAUUCUUUUAAUUUUAAAUUUAUUUAUUUUUACUUUUGUUUAUGCACAAUUUAACCCUUGUAAUGGAAAAGCAUUACUCAACGAAUCUUGCGAUAAAGAUGCCGAUUGUGAAUUGAAAGGCUCAAUCUGUUUACGGCAGACUUGUCAAUGUCAUCCUUUCUAUCAAAUGGUAAAAUCUGAAAAGGGGGGAAGUACUUCAGCCAGAUGUAGUCGAUUGCCCGCAAAGGUUGGGCAAGAAUGCCAGAGUAAAUGUAGAGAACCUCUCUUUUGUAGAGGAGGUCGGUGUCAAUGCGUUCAACGUGGAUCAACAUCAAUUGUGAAUGGAGAAUGUGUAUCUGUCUCUCGAGUGGGUGAUCGAUGUUCUCGCCAUUAUGAUUGUACCUCCCCUUUUUCUGCUUGUGUUAAUCACCAAUGUGUUUGUAUUUCGGGUACAAUUCAGCAAGGAAGCAAAUGUGUUGCUACUUCUAAUUGUCCACUUGGUGGGGCACCUUCUGGAAUAUGCACUCGUAAAGCACAACCUAGCCAAAUACUCAACUUUGUUGAGGAGGCUGAUACUUGUUCCCAAGGCUUUUAUUGUGUUACAACUCCAGAAUCACCCGUAGGUCAUUGCUGUCCAGCAGUAUGCCCUCUAGGUUCAUCAGUAGAUAGUUCAUUUAGUUGUAUAUCCGGUGGAAGUUUUGGUAUUCCCGAAGUUUCUACAACCCAAACAACACCUUCAUUUUCAGCAUUUUUUGGUUAA